AUGGCUCUCUCCCGCGACGAACAGAUUGCAGAGUAUGGCUGGACAGCACUUCCCUGCGAUCCCUCACGAUGGGGCGGCGACAAGGAAUACAACACACCCCCUACACGUCAACUCUGCUCUCAAGUGCCUUUGCCCGAUACGCCGCUGGUCAAAGCCGCCACGGAGUACGUAAAGUCCGAGUUGCCAGAACACACCUUCAACCACAGCAUGCGAGUUUUCUACUUCGGCAUAGCAAUAGCCACCCAACAAUUCCCCACUUGGAAGUUCAGUCACGAAACUUGGUUACUCUGCUGUCUGUUUCAUGACAUCGGCACUUGCGACAAACACACCCGUGGCACGUUCCUAAGCUUUGAGUUCCACGGCGGCUUCCUAGCCCUGCACAAGCUCAAAAACUUCAAUGCUCCCACUGCUCAAGCUGAAGCAGUCGCUGAAGCAAUCAUACGCCACCAAGAUCCCGUGGAAACUGGGUGCAUCACAACUAUAGGUUUGCUGAUACAGUUGGCGACGCAGUAUGAUAAUAUGGGGUACAGAAGCGGAUAUGUGCAUGAAGCGACGUUGCAAGAUGUGGUGGUCAAGUAUCCGAGAAAAGGGUGGAGUGGGUGUUUUUCGGAAAAGAUCAGGGAGGAGGUGGAGUGUAAGCCUUGGUGUCACACUACUGCGUUGGAGGAGAAGUUUCCGCAUGAUGUGGAAAAUAACGAAUUGAUGAAGCCUUAUGAGAAAGAAGGCUAG
Messenger RNA from Aureobasidium namibiae CBS 147.97, 729 nucleotides. RefSeq names its product cyanamide hydratase. The transcript is spliced from 2 exons. NCBI's taxonomy places the organism in Eukaryota, Fungi, Ascomycota, Dothideomycetes, Dothideales, Saccotheciaceae. Bases 1 to 729 code for a protein of 242 amino acids. The record is from RefSeq and is a predicted model, not a curated record.